AUGAAUGAGAGUGUCAUGCGAGCGUACUAUGAGGCAACAGGAGGGGGAAUUAACCUCAUUGCGCAUCGUUCAACGAUGCUGUCUCUAUUUCAGGCACUUGAACCAACUGUCACCGUAACCGCACAACGACUAUCAGAUCAAGUACUGGUAUUGUUGUGUCAAUUGGCGAAAAGUUUCGACCAACACCUUAAGAAACUCUCGCUUGAUGGUUGGAUCAAGGAUUCUAAAAGAGAUCACUGCAACAAGACAGUGGAAAUAUAUGAAGAUGUAUCGUCCCCUCCGGUGACAGCAGAAAACUUCGGUCGACCACUCACGUGUUCAUAUAGGUUUAGGGCAUUUCGAGGGUCACCAAAGGAUUGGAUACUAAGAAUACGUUUCAAGAAAUUCAAAGUUGGUACGCUUAUCAAUGGAACAACCUGCCACAAAGGAUACAUGCAGAUAGUGGAUGGCAAUGCAAAGACCGAUGUCUCGAACAGGAAGGAACCAGGCCUUUUCUGCGGCGAGAUAGAACAACCUCAGACUUUUAUAUCGGAAACAAAUUUUGUGAAGAUUGUGUUCCAUGCUGAUAAUUUCACCGACCAAACGUACUUCAGCUUCGAUUCCAGAGCAGAGCAACAGUUCGAAGUGUAUCUAAGAUACGGCCAGCAUCCAGAGCUGUAUCCGAACAGGCGGGGUGAGGUCGUCACCGGGUCAUAUUGUGAGAGAGUUUUUCGAGACUGCAGAUUGCAGACUUGCUACGUGCAGUCGGCUGCUUACCCAGGCGUGUACCCGAGAAAUCUCCAUUGCAGAUAUCACUUAAAUACUCGACUUCCCUACAUUAAGCUCUACAUAGAGAAUGAGGAGUUCAACAUAGAUGGACAACGCUGUGAGAAUAUUAUGACGUGCCCCAUGAGACCGAUCACGUCAGGUUCAGAAAAUUGUCCAUACGAUUACAUCAGGAUUUACGAUGGUAAAGAUGAAUCAGCGUCCGUGAUAGGAACUUUCUGCGGCAUGGGAAAGUUUCCCUACUCCAUUAUUGGCACAUCCCAGGACCUAUUCGUUGAGUUUGUCAGCUCACCUGCAGGACCAUUAUUAAAUACGGGAUUUCAUUUCAACGUUGGCAAUUGGCCUGGUCAUGUGGAAGCUCCAGGCUCUAAAAUAGGGAAUUGUGACUGGCUUUUAACCGCAGAGUCACUAAAGAAGUCAGGUGACACGGAAGGCAUAUUCUUGUCUGUUGCUCACUGGUACCCACCACACACAUCUUGCACUUAUCUGAUGCAAGGAUUCCCUGGACAAAUCGUAAGAUUAUACUUCCCAAGUUUCCGGAUCAAUCGAAUCGAAUCACCCAUAUUGCCGUUUACUGGUGACUGUGGAGAGUCAUUAACAUUAUAUGACGCACCAAGACCUGAUGAUGCGAAGAUAAUAAAGACUUUUUGUGACACCUUCAGCAGACCAAUGGAGAAACACGAUUUUGUAUCUACUGGAAACGCUAUGUUUGUUAGAUUUGAAAGCAAAACUGGCAGUUACAGUGGCUCCUCCCUUUACUAUUGGGCUCACUACGACUUCUUCAACAACACGAGGUUCGGAGAGCCAGUACCCGGAAAAGCUUGUGAUGAAGUGAUAGCCUCUUGGAAGCAGAGAGCUGGCAGACUCAGAUCUCCUCUCAACACCCUGGUCUACAAACAGGCUCCCCCUGGUGAAGAUGUUCAUUGUCUGUAUAGAUUUGUCACGGAUAAGAGAAUUUACGCAAGAGUUAUAUUGACUAUACUGAGCGUCAAUUUUAAGGAACAUCCAUAUACACCUGUAUCCUGUCAAAAUUGCUACGAAGACAGGGCUGAUAAACUGAUCAUUUGGGAACCAUUUCCUGGUGGCAAAACUAUAAAUACGUCUAUUGGUGUUACUACUACUCCCUUACCAUUACAUCUUGCAGUACAACGAUCCCUUGGAUCCUGCCUCUGUGCCAAACAUUCCAAUUCUGUCUCUCGAGCAAGGCCAUACAGAGUUGUAUCUUCAGGCGAAACAUUGAAUUUACAACUCAUAGUUGAUAAUGCUCACGCUGCAGCUUCCUAUUUCAAAAACCCAUCGCCACUAUUUGAAGCUCGAUAUGAAUUUGUUCACGGACCUCUUUGUGGUCCACCAGUACUGGCUGCUGCCUUAGAGGGUGAAAUUGUUUACCCACACUUAGAAGCUCUGGGUUACACAGAACCUCCUAAAAGAAUACAGUGUAUUUGGGAUUUAGAAAUAGAAGAGAAAAGAGAUAUCUGGCUACAUUUUGAUAGCAUUAAAUUUGCUUCGCGUCAUUGUGACGAUGGUAACAUUCAGAUUUAUCUGCCUGGACGUAUUGAACCUUAUUUGUCAGUUUGUGGUGAAAACGUAUCUUUUGCUCGUGAAUUGCCACCGCUGUCAGCAGUAGAACUUGGCUUUGAAUCUUUAGAUGACCCUCUUGUACUGGAUAAAGAUAAGACCAGAUCUAUAAGAAUAGUAUUUAUUGGUAGCGCGUCACCUGCUCGAGCUUCGUUCAAAAUCGCUUGGACAGGCUUAUUCCACUUACCUAAAAACUCGGAUGGAACCUUAAUGACAUCAAGGUUAACUGAAGGUGGGUCUACUAUCACUGAUUCUGGACAUGGAUGUGAUUUCAUAUGUCCGGGUGAAGAGGCACUUUGUAUACCAGCGAGGCUCAUAUGUAAUGGUGUUAUUAACUGUCCUAAUGUAACAUCUGGAGAAAAAAAAUUCUGGACAGCUGAAGAAAAACGAGCUAGAGAAGCAUAUUCUGAACAUAAUCUACGGCGACUUGGUUAUUUAGAUGCAGUAAGUGGAAUUCCUCUAGGACAAAUUCACGACGAAGCACCUGAACUAUGUGCAGGUGCGCGGAGUGUAGGAAGUGGCGAUUGGUUAGCGCCAGGAUUAGGAGCGGGACUGGCAAUUGCUAUCGGAAUAUGUGCACUAGCAGCAGCGUGGCGCUUAUGUUGCCGCAAACGAUCCCCAGAUGAGGAAUCAUUGGAUUACUGACACGCGGCCCGCGGUGCCCCACAUGCGCCGCCUACUCUUCAUUCGAGGUCUUCAUCUAGGGAUUUACACUUAGACUGGAGUCUACAUUGACAGACGCUUUAUUGAGCGCCACAGCUCUCAAUUAUUAAUUUUAAAAGAACUGAUGAUAGUACGAAAAUCUCAGAAUGUUACAACAUUUUCUAAACACUCAUUCUAGUGAAUUUGAAGAUGAUU
Melitaea cinxia (Glanville fritillary) is the source of this 3201-nucleotide messenger RNA. RefSeq lists its product as uncharacterized. Lineage: Eukaryota; Metazoa; Arthropoda; Insecta; Lepidoptera; Nymphalidae. Gene Ontology annotation, cellular component: plasma membrane. The record is from RefSeq and is a predicted model, not a curated record. The transcript has 12 exons. The coding region runs from base 1 to 2988 and encodes 995 amino acids.